Eublepharis macularius is the source of this 2683-nucleotide messenger RNA. RefSeq names its product nuclear apoptosis inducing factor 1 (gene NAIF1). The transcript is spliced from 2 exons. Gene Ontology annotation, cellular component: nucleus. The record is from RefSeq and is a predicted model, not a curated record. Lineage: Eukaryota; Metazoa; Chordata; Lepidosauria; Squamata; Eublepharidae. Bases 1250 to 2440 code for a protein of 396 amino acids.
GCGAGGGAGGAAGCAGGGCCCUGGGUGACCCCCUAGGGGGCCACAGAGGCCCCUUAGGCCGGGCUGGCUCGAGUGCCAUUCGAGGCUUCUUCUCUCCCUCGGGGAGGAAAGCCUUCCUGUGGGCCUCGAGGCUUUGGGCCCUGCCUGGAUGGCUCUCAGCAUCUCACCUAGGCCUCUUUAGCCCCCUUCUUUGCUCUCAGUUCUCCUUAGUUCCUCUCUCUCCUCUCUCUUUGUUUCUCUGUUCCUUUCAACAAUGUCUUCUUAGGCCACCCCCAUUAUAAGCCCUACUGAGUUUUCUCUUCUCCAUUUUUCUGCAUUUUCAUUGUCUGUGAAGUUUCUUUACUUCAUACAUUUGUCCUUUUAUUCUUCUCCUUUAUUCCUCCCCACCCAUACACACUGUUUAUGGAUUUAUCUUCAAAAGCCCCCCCCCCUCCUUGACAUUGUUUCCUUCCAUAGCUCAUGUUGUUAAUUCUCGUUGGUUUCUUGAUUAGCCCCCUGGCUUUCCCCAAUAUAAUUUCCCUCUUGAAAGCAUGAACAUGCUUGCCUCUCUUAUGCUGUGAUCUUAGGCUAGUGUAUAUGGAAAUAAUUUAGAAUGGCCAUCUCUGGGUUGGGAAGAGCCUGGAGAUUUGGGGGUGGGGGAGUGGGGAGAGUUGGGUUUGAGGAGGGAAGGGACUUAGCAGGGGUUAAUGCUAUAGAAUCUACUCUCCAAAACAGACAUUUUCUCCAGGGGAACUGAUCCUUGUCAUUUGGGGAUGUAGUUCCAGGAGAUCUCCAGGUCUCACCUGGAGAUUGGCAAAAAUAGAACAAGCCCCUUUGAGUUCAAUGGGGAUUAUUCCUGAGGAUGUGUGUGUAGUGAUGGUCUUCUGGAAAUGCACACUUUUGUAUAUCUUGUACUUGCAUGUCACAUCUCUCCAGUCUUCUAAUCCCUCAUUCUAUGGACUUCAUAUUUUUCUUUCUUGCCCCUUACUUAAAUAGUAGCCCCCCAUCCUAUCUGUCCCCUUGGGUUUCCUGCUCACAUCUCACCCUUUCCUACAUUUUCUCCAUUUUCUCUUCGUCCUCUGAACUACAAAAUUUCCACAAAGUAACUAUGUUAAACUUAACAACUGGUGCCUGCUUGCCAUUGCCUUUGACGCAGCCAGCCUGUUUAUUCUGUGGCUUCAAUCUACCACUUUGAACAUACAGAUCUCUCUAAAUGCAUCACGUCAAAGCUUUUGUUGCCUGCUUUUUAUCAAGAACAUGUUGAACUUAAAUGCUGUCCACAUUGCCCCUCGUAAAGCAUCUCCUGCCUUGGUCAGUAGGCCUAACUGCAUUUCCAUCCCUUUCCAGAGUUCUUCAGCUUGCUCCGUUCUAUUGCUGCUUGGCUGCUGUCGGUUCUCUACUAUUUCCCCAGGCUUCAUCAUCCUGUUUUGUGUCUGGACGCGACCUUGAGAACUUCUCUGCUUGCCUUGGGCAUUCCGUGGCAAUGUCGUCUCCCCCAGCGCCGCCAGCUAAAAAGCGCAAGAUGAACUUCUCGGAGCAGGAAGUGGAGAUCAUUGUGGAGGAGCUGGAACGGAGCAAGCACCUGCUGAUCAACCACUACAAUGCUGGUGUGCCGCUGGCCGCCAAGGCAGCUGCCUGGCACAACAUCCUGCGACGUGUGAAUGCUGUGACCACCUGCCAUCGGGAGCUGCCUGAGGUCAAGAAGAAGUGGUCGGACCUCAAGACGGAGGUGCGCCGUAAGGUGGCCCAGGUCCGAGCUGCGAUGGAAGGAAGUGGUGAUGGCCAUGAUGGAAACGGCGAGGGCCAGGAUGCUGAGGAGCCGACUGGUGCAACUGCUGCGCCAGUGAUACUCACUCCCAUGCAGCAACGCAUUUGUAAUCUUCUUGGGGAAGCCACAAUUAUAAGCCUGCCUGCUGGAGAUUGUACUGCUGCAGAUGGAUCUGAAAUUCCUAUCACAACCGCAGCCACUACUGUCACUCUUACGCAGAUUCCAGCAGAGACAACCUACCAUAGUUUGGAGGAUGGUGUUGUGGAGUACUGCACAUCGGAGACCCCCACCACCGUCACCGCUGAAGCACCCUUGGAGAUGAUGGCCCAGCAAGCCGAGGUCUCAGUGAAGCCCCAGGAGCUGAAGAGCAGAAUCGCCCUCAACUCGGCCAAACUCCUGCAGGAGCAGCGGGUGACCAAUCUGCACGUGAAGGAGAUCGCCCAGCAUCUCGAGCAGCAGAACGAUCUGCUGCAGAUGAUCCGUCGCUCGCAGGAGGUGCAGGCGUGUGCGCAGGAGCGCCAGGCCCAGGCAAUGGAAGGGACACAGGCUGCUCUGAGCGCCCUCAUCCAGAUCCUUCGCCCCAUGAUUAAGGACUUCCGGCGUUUUCUGCAGAGCAACUCCGCAGCUCCUUCCGUGGCCUCAGACCCAAGCCAGACAGCCAAAAACGGACAGCAAGACGGCAUCAUCCAAUGAAAUGAAGCCUGACUGGAUGGACUUUGUGGAGAGAAGCAGCCCGCCCCACCUUUGCUAGCGUGAGCGAAUGGGUCCAGUGCCCGCGUUUAGAAACGGAAAGCAUCUUCUGGAUUCUUCUUCAGCCUGCAUUUUUUUGAAAGCAAUGUUAGCAUGGUUUAUGGAUGUGGCCUUUAUUGGGCAUACACAACAAAACUCUGACUUUUUAAAAGGAAAACAGAUUUUAUAUAAAAGAAGGAAGAAAUA